Messenger RNA from Perca flavescens (yellow perch), 1441 nucleotides. Its product is annotated as trypsin-like. Gene Ontology annotation, biological process: proteolysis. The transcript is spliced from 5 exons. The record is from RefSeq and is a predicted model, not a curated record. Gene Ontology annotation, molecular function: serine-type endopeptidase activity. Lineage: Eukaryota; Metazoa; Chordata; Actinopteri; Perciformes; Percidae. The coding region runs from base 200 to 961 and encodes 253 amino acids.
UCAAGAAUAAUUUCUGGACACAUUUUGGUGUGCGGUAAGAUGCACUGAUUUGUCCUGCUGGGAUCCCACAGAAUAAACCCAGGAGUGAACACAUUUAUGCUGCCUGACCUUUUGGUUACUGUGGUUGAUAAUACUAUCUUCAAAACAAAGCCGGUUUAUUGUUUGUUUGUUUGUUUGCUUAUUUUUGGUAGCUGCUAAAAUGAGCCUGGCUCCAUCCUGUCACCUCUCAUUGCUCCUUCUGCUCGUUGCAAACCUAUCAGAUGCGUCCCAGGACAGAAUCAUCGGGGGUGCAGAGGUACAGCCCUACUCCAUCAAGCACAUAGCCUCCCUCCAGUUCACGAACUACCACUUCUGUGGAGGCACCCUCAUCCACCCGCAGUGGGUGGUGUCUGCUGCCCACUGCUGGAGACCGAGUCAGCUGAUCCAAGUGGUCCUGGGUGAGCACAACAUCAUCGAGGUGGAGGGCUUUGAACAGAGGUUCAACGUCACUUUAGCAGUCAAGCACAACCAGUACCAACCCUGGAUGUUUGACAAUGAUAUCAUGCUGCUUAAGUUGGACCGUCCAGCUAUCAUCAACGCCAGGGUCAAGCCAGCCUCUUUGCCAGACCCGGACUCACCACCCUUGGCCAACCUUGCCCGGUGUACAGUCAGCGGCUGGGGUGUAACCUGGCUCAACAGCUACAUAUUGUCACCUGUACUGAGGUCUGUGGAUGUGGAUAUCAUCAACAACUGCUGGUACUACUACUACUUCAGGAUCACAGCGAACAUGGUCUGUGCUGGCUCUCUCUAUGGUGGGAAAGACUCCUGUCAGGGUGACUCAGGGGGACCUCUUGUUUGUAACGGUAAAUAUGAGGGCAUUGUAUCUUGGGGCAUCGGCUGUGCCGAUGCUUACUACCCUGGCGUCUACACCAAGGUCAGAAACUACCUCGGAUGGAUCAACUUGGUCACACAGAACAACUAAUCAGACUCUUAAUAACUUGCUCACCAAAUACUCUACUGGGAUGAAGAUGUAAAUGGAUCCCAAUGAACCCUGAGGCCUUAAUGGAUAUUUUUUGUUGUCUUUUAUACAGUACUUUAAUAUAAACAAUAAUACAUUGGUUAAAAAUAUAUUAUCUGUAUCAUACACCCCAUGACACACACAGGUAAAAUUACAUAAAUACACAGUGAAGUUACUUAUUUGGGUGAAUAUCACUUGAGCGAGAAAACCUUUUUUAUUACUUUUUUUUAUUAUGAAAAAAAUUCUGACAUAUACUAUUACAACUAAAAGCACUUUGUAUUUUAUAGGUAUUCUACUGUGUUGAUAAUGUUUUCCAGAAGUGAUGUAAAACCACAGAUUUUGGGGGUCAUUUCAGGAAUCAUUUUGGUCUUUGAAGCCUCCAUUUCUCUACUGACUUAGAGCUCAAAUACAAGCUGGACUUAACAAUAAAGAUACAUAACAGUA